UGAAAAUCGUAUUUCGAGUUUAUCGCGGAGUCUUGACAUCUGAUGAAUUUUUGUUUAUUUACAAUUGUACACAAAGUUCUAGAUAGCCCUCCAAAAUACUAUACAUUUCAAUAAAAUAAGCACUGUGUAUCAAACAUAUACCGGUUUUUAUAGCAAAGAUUUCUGCAAAGAUCUGGAAAAUGGGCGAUUAUGAUUCUGAUGAGGAACAAUCUCAACUUGAAAAGUUACGGUACGCAAAAGUGCCGCGAGGUAUGUUUGUUAGUGGCUGGGAUGAUGAUGCAGAUGAUUUAAUUGAGGAAGACAAAAAUCCACAAGCGAGUAUAGAGCGAAUGAUCCUGUGGGCUGUAAAUGAAAAUAAAAUCAAUGAAGUCCGCGAUAUAUUGAAUUUGGAUAACAAGGCAGUUUCUGCAGUAGACGAUGACGGUUACACUCCAUUACAUCGAGCGUGUUAUAAUAAUUUUGUUGAUAUAGCCAAGCUGUUACUGCAAUACAAAGCCGAUCCUAAUGCACGGACAAAUAUGGGUUGGACGCCAUUACAUUCAGCUUGUAAGUGGAGCAAUGCUGAAUGCGCCGAACUAUUGUUGCAACAUGGAUCCGAUGUAAACGCGAAAUCGGAUGGCGACCAAACACCUUUACAUGUGACGGCCACUGUUUCCAACUGUCGCAAUACUUCUACUGUGCUAUUUAUGAACGAAAACAUAAAUCCACGGGCGUUAAAUAAUUCAGAGGAAACCGCUGAAGAUAUUGCACGGCGAACUGGUUUAACUUAUCCAAUAUUUGAAAUGGGUCACCCAGCUUACGAUGUCGAAACUGGUAUAAUAGAUUAACAUUUAUUUGUUUUUAUUAGCAGCAACCAUCAAUAAACUUUCUGUUUUUAGUUUUGGUUAUUAA
Zeugodacus cucurbitae (melon fly) is the source of this 891-nucleotide messenger RNA. It is a transcript of the gene Ankrd49, whose product is annotated as ankyrin repeat domain-containing protein 49. Gene Ontology annotation, molecular function: protein binding. The record is from RefSeq and is a predicted model, not a curated record. The coding region runs from base 180 to 827 and encodes 215 amino acids. The transcript is spliced from 2 exons. NCBI's taxonomy places the organism in Eukaryota, Metazoa, Arthropoda, Insecta, Diptera, Tephritidae.